This is a messenger RNA of Didymosphaeria variabile, 1293 nucleotides long. RefSeq lists its product as uncharacterized. The coding region runs from base 1 to 1293 and encodes 430 amino acids. Gene Ontology annotation, molecular function: acyltransferase activity. The transcript has 4 exons. Gene Ontology annotation, cellular component: endomembrane system. The record is from RefSeq and is a predicted model, not a curated record. NCBI's taxonomy places the organism in Eukaryota, Fungi, Ascomycota, Dothideomycetes, Pleosporales, Didymosphaeriaceae.
AUGGCGACCGAGCUCAAGAUGCGGCAUCCGCCUACAUCCGCCGCGACCGUAUCACCCACACCAAAAAAAGACUACGAGAAGAAGCUCGCAGAAGCCUCCCCAGCGGACGCGCACCCUAGCGGUGUCGCGAAGCAUGGGACCUGGACGCAGGCGAUGCGCAUGCUCCUCUUCUUCGUGUAUUUCAACGGAGGCUGUAUUGCCAUCGCCGUAUCACAGGUCAUCGGUGCGCCGUUGUAUUUCUACAGCAUGGAUCACUUUUAUGCCUGGAUGGCUAUGACAAAGCAGCAGUUUGGCGUCCUGGUCACAACAAUGACGCACUGGUGGGCGCCCGUCAACAUGAGAGUCAGUGGGGACGAGAGCGUGAGGGGACAAUUGAGGCAGACUGAGGAUGGAAGGCUCGAGACGGACUUUCCGGAACGUCUGGUUCUGAUCGCAAACCACCAGAUUUACACCGACUGGGUCUACCUCUGGUGGGUUGCCUACACCAACAAGAUGCACGGCCACCUUUACAUCAUCCUCAAAGAAUCCAUAAAGUACAUACCCGUCCUCGGCACAGGCAUGAUGUUCUAUGGCUUCAUCUUCCUCUCGCGCAAGUGGGCAAAAGAUAAGGAACGCUUCCAAUACCGCCUGCGCAAGCUGAGCUCCUCCCAUCAAGGCCCUAUGUCCGGCUCCUCUUUCCUUGACCCAAUGUGGCUGCUCAUAUUCCCAGAGGGCACCAAUCUGUCCGAUAAUGGGCGGGUAAACAGCAAGAAGUGGGCAGACAAGAACGGCAUCGAAGACUUGCGGCAUGCCAUGCUCCCCCGAAGCACAGGGCUGCUGUUCUGUCUGCAGGAAUUGGAAAAGACAGUCGACUACAUGUACGACUGCACUGUCGCCUACGAAGGCGUUCCCCGUGGCCAAUACGGCCAAGAUCUCUUCACCCUCCGCAGCACCUACUUCGAAGGCCGCCCCCCAAAAUCCGUGAACAUGCACUGGCGCCGUUUCGCCAUCAAAGAUAUCCCCACUCACCACGAGAAAGUCUUCAGCGACUGGCUUCUCGCGCGCUGGCGCGAGAAAGACGAUCUCAUUGAGCACUACCUUGAGCACGGCCGAUUCCCCGCCGACGCGGGGAUCAGUCCUGCGGUCAACGGCGCGAAGCCGCUUAAAGGCGCAGGAUGGAUCGAGACGGAGGUCCGGCCCAAAAAUCCACUUGAGGUUUUCCAGAUCUUGGUUCCGGUCGCGGCGUUCGCACUGGUCAUCAAUGUGAUCUUGAAGUUCUGGAAUCUGAUACUGAGGUUGCUGCAUGUGCGGUGA